Messenger RNA from Elaeis guineensis (African oil palm), 2189 nucleotides. RefSeq names its product indole-3-pyruvate monooxygenase YUCCA2-like. Lineage: Eukaryota; Viridiplantae; Streptophyta; Magnoliopsida; Arecales; Arecaceae. Gene Ontology annotation, biological process: auxin biosynthetic process. Gene Ontology annotation, molecular function: NADP binding; N,N-dimethylaniline monooxygenase activity; flavin adenine dinucleotide binding. The record is from RefSeq and is a predicted model, not a curated record.
UUUCCCUCACUUUCCCCCGCCCUUGGGCUUGGCUCGUUCCCCUCUCCGCCGGAAAUCACCCAAAAGGAUAAGGCUCUCUAUUGCCCUCCCGUAGAUCUUUCCAGCAAAACUAGGAGGACUCCCAUACUUCUCUCAUACAAGCCUCAUCCACCUGUGGAUAAGCUUCAACCAGCAGAAAGAAAGCCAAAAAAAAAAAAAAAGAAGACAAAUGAUUUCGGGAUCUCCUCUCUCCAUACCCACCCUCCUUAUUAAUCCUCCUACCACCACAAGAUCAUCUAAAGAAUCAUAGCUCCUCUCUGUGACGGCUACUGCUGCUACAGCUACUAGUGGUGAUCAGCAGGUACUCGAAACUAAUACUUGUUCAUGGACUGCUGGAGGGAGGCAGAAGGGAAGCGAUUCCAUGACCCCUUGUUCUACCAAUACUACUGGCAGCGCGCCACGGCGGACUCUUACUGCGUGACGAUGAAGCCGGCGGCCAGCGCCAAGGCGGAGAGGUGCGUCUGCGCCCCGGGGCCCAUCAUCGUCGGCGCCGGGCCUUCGGGGCUGGCGGUGGCCGCCUGCCUCAAAGAGAAGGGAGUCCCCAGCCUGAUCUUGGAGCGCGCCAACUGCAUCGCCUCCCUGUGGCAGCAAAAGACGUACGACCGCCUCUGCGUCCACCUACCCAAGCAGUUCUGCGAGCUUCCGCUGAUGCCGUUCCCCAGUUCGUUCCCGACGUACCCCGACAAGCACCAAUUCAUCGCCUACCUCGAGGACUACGCCCACCGGUUCGACAUCCGGCCGGCCUUCAAUGAGACGGUGGUCAGCGCGGAGUACGACGCCGUACUCGGGUUUUGGAGGGUGAGGACGGCGGCGACCGACAACAAGGAGGAGAGGACGGAGUACGUGGGCCGGUGGCUGGUGGUUGCCACCGGGGAGAAUGCCGAAGCCGUCCUGCCGGAGAUUGACGGCAUGCGGGAGUUCGAGGGGUCCAUCAUGCAUACAAGCUUGUAUAGAAGUGGCGGCGUGUUCAGGGGGAAGAGGGUGCUCGUCGUUGGGUGCGGCAACUCGGGGAUGGAGGUCUGCUUGGACCUAUGCAAUCACAAUGCCUACCCUUCCAUCGUCGUAAGGAAUACGGUGCACGUUCUCCCUCGAGAGAUGCUCGGCAGCUCCACUUUCGGGUUGUCCAUGUGGCUUCUCAAGUGGUUCCCAGUGCAAAUGGUGGAUCGCUUUCUCCUGCUCGUCGCCCGCCUCAUGCUGGGCGACACUGCUCGGUUCGGCCUCGAGCGGCCCCAGGUUGGACCCCUCGAACUCAAGUCACUCUCCGGCAAGACUCCCGUCCUCGACGUCGGCACCCUCGCCAAGAUCAAGUCUGGAGAUAUCAAGGUCUUCCCCGCGAUAAAGAGAUUCACAGGACAUGGAGUGGAAUUUGUAGAUGGGAGAUCGUCGGAGUUCGAUGCUGUCGUCUUAGCCACCGGCUACAGAAGCAAUGUGCCAUCUUGGCUAAAGGAGAGGGAGUUCUUCUCGGAGAAAGAUGGGCUACCGAGGAGGCCCUUUCCCAAUGGAUGGAAAGGGGAGUGCGGGCUGUAUGCAGUGGGGUUCACAAAACGCGGAAUUCUUGGGGCGUCAAUGGACGCAAUGAGGAUUGCUCAAGACAUUGAACAAAGGUGGAAGACAGAGGCUAAACAGCUCAUGGCAUUCCAUCGCUCCUCGGAACAGAAAUGACGGCAGCAGUCUUAUAGAUUGGAGGAGAGAACAGUGGCCAUUUCCUUCGUCUCCAUCAAAUGACCUCGGAGGCACGUUGUCUCAUCUCUGAUGAUGAGACAAACAAGCUGGCUCCAGUAUGAAAGUGAGGGGGCUUUGGCUUUUUACCUAAAAAAAACAAAGGGGGCUUGGGCUUUACUAUUAAUUUGUAUAUGCUGUAUAUAUAUUGCCAUUUUCCUAGUUGGAUUGACUGACGUAGAUAGGGAGGUGAGGCGUGCUUGUGGCUGGGGUUUGACACACUAUCUAUCAAAACGAGAGUUAUUUCUUUUUUUAAGUGGGUGAUGUACCGAGUUAGGUGUGGGGUGAGGGCAAGGAGCACGCUCGAGUUUGAGCUAGCUCUUCGUUGCCCUAUUUCUAUUUUGUUUUCUUCUUCUCAUUCCUUACUGAAAGCGUCAGCAUCAUGUGAUACAGUUUCUCCAUUUGACAGUCGUUUAACUUAUUGAAGAGAC